Molecule: messenger RNA, 3576 nt
Organism: Closterium sp. NIES-65
Lineage: Eukaryota; Viridiplantae; Streptophyta; Zygnematophyceae; Desmidiales; Closteriaceae
Source: the annotation of a GenBank genome assembly
AUGUGGGUGUGCGCAUGUAGAAGGGUGUGCAUGAAUGUCAAUUCUCCCCAUGUAUCAUCCUUCUUCCCCCCCUCAACACCAUUGUUGCCACCACCAGCGGCAGGAAAAGGGACCUCCGAGGAGGGCCACGCCCUGCGCGAUUUCUCCAAGAUGCAUUUGAAGGAGGACCACUCGCAGCGACCCACGUGGGUGUGUGGGUGUGCGUGGGGAUGCACGCAUGCCAAAUUCACUGUUUCACCACGCUUCUUCCCCCUCCCGCCCUCCCUGCCACGACCACCAGCGGCAGGAGAAGGGACCUCUGACGAGGGUCACGCCCUUCGGGACUUCUCCAAGAUGCAUUUGAAGGAGGACCACUCGCAGCGACCCACGUGGGUGUGUGGGUGUGCGUGGGGAUGCACGCACGCCAAAUUCACUGUUUCACCACGCUUCUUCCCCCUCCCGCCCUCCCUGCCACGACCACCAGCGGCAGGAGAAGGGACCUCUGACGAGGGUCACGCCCUUCGGGACUUCUCCAAGAUGCAUUUGAAGGAGGACCACUCGCAGCGACCCAUGUGGGUGUGUCCGGACGGACGAAUCAUCCUGGAGACCUACUCGCCCCUCUACAAACACGCCUACGACUUUCUAAUCGCAAUUGCCGAGCCAGUCUGCCGUUUUGGGGCAUGUCAGUGUUUAUCCCUCACUCAGGGGAUCAUCCCGGAGACCUACUCGCCACUCUACAAGCACGCCUACGACUUCCUGAUCGCCAUCGCGGAGCCUGUGUGCCGCGUGCAUCAUCCCGGAGACCUACUCGCCACUCUACAAGCACGCCUACGACUUCCUGAUCGCCAUCGCGGAGCCUGUGUGCCGCAGCGUCAGUGGUUCCCCCUUGCGCUGACCACAGUGUCAGUGGGUCUAGACACCUCCACCAUCAUCUCACUGCUCCUCCGUCUCUUCAACACCAGGCUCCCUGCUGACAUCACUCCCGAGAACGUGCAUGAGUACAAUCUUACUCCCCACUCCCUCUAUGCAGCAGUCUCAGUGGGUCUAGACACCAACACCAUCAUCUCAAAUGUGCACGAGUACAAUCUCACGCCCCACUCCCUGUACGCAGCGGUCUCAGUUGGUUUGGACACCAACACAAUCAUCUCUGUGCUCGACCGCCUCUCCAAGACCAAGCUCUCCCCUGACAUCAUCACCUUUAUCCGCGAGUCCACUCAGAACUACGGCAAAGUGAAGCUGGUGCUGCAGCGCAACAAGUGCGGUCCAGGUAGCGAGUUCGACCAGGACCACGGGAAAGUGAAGCUGGUGCUGCAGCGCAACAAGUACUUUGUGGAAUCGCCGUACCCCAAUAAUGGAGAGCCGCCUUGGCUUGGUGCUCUGCACAGCCACUGCAGAGGUUCUCACUCACACCUGCGGCCCUGCAGGGUGGUGGAUCCUUAUCACAUAUGGAUGGAUGGAUGCGGACUUGCACUGGACUUCAAUAAGAAACCUAUGCGCAAGGAUGACAUCAAUAAGAAACCUAUGCGCAAGGAUGACAUCAAUAAGAAACCUAUGCGCAAGGAUGACAUCAAUAAGAAACCUAUGCGCAAGGAUGACAUCAAUAAGAAACCAUCCAUCCAUCUCCACUCCACCUGCGCAUACGCGUCAUUCCUCCAUGCAAAUGCAAUGGUACAUUCUGUGGCCUGGCUUGACUUUGAUGAGGGUCCGGGCGGCGAUGCCUUUGCAGAGCAGCAGCAGGGGCCAGCAGGGGACGCGUUUGCAGUGCAGCAGGGGGGAGCGGCGGACGGGUCAGCAGCAGCACUUACGCAUGCGCUCAUGGGGGCGGGGGAGGACGUGGGCGGGGCAGCGGACGAUGGGGAGUUUCACUCGUUUGAGAUCGACCCCUCUCAGGUGUGUUGGCGUGUGUGUUGGGUCAGGUGCUUGGCCCAGGUGUGCUAUACGUCUGCCAACCCCCGCCCGUCCCUUAGUGUGGGUGGUGGGGGAGGGUACGAUGGGGAGUUCCACUCCUUUGAGAUCGACCCCUCCCAGGGGCCUGCUAACUCUUGCCCGUUCGUUAAGGUGGAGUGUGUGAAGCAGAGGUGUCUUCCCAACGCCCUCAACUACCCCAUGCUGGAGGAAUAUGACUUCAGAAACGACUCGGUGAAUCCUGACGUGGACGUGGAGUUAAAGCCACAUGCGCAGCUUCGGCCGUACCAAGAGAAGAGCCUCAGCAAGAUGUUUGGCAACGGUCGAGCGCGUUCAGGCAUAAUAGUGCUGCCCUGCGGUGCAGGAAAGUCCUUGGUGGGAGUGUCAGCAGCGGUGCGCAUUCGAAAGAGCUGCCUGUGCCUGGCGACCAAUGCAGUGUCGGUGGAUCAGUGGUGCCUGCAGUUCAAAAUGUGGUCGACGAUCAAGGAUCAACAUAUCUCAAGAUUCACCUCUGAUACCAAGGAGAUGUUCCAGGGCGAUGCAGGUAUUGUGGUAACCACGUUCAACAUGAUUGCGUUCGGAGGGAAGCGGUCGGCAGAAUCGAAUAAAAUCAUUGAAGCCAUCCGAUCGCGCGAGUGGGGCUUGCUGCUCAUGGACGAGGUGCACGUGGUGCCAGCUCAGAUGUUCCGGAAGGUCAUUGGCAUCACCAAGUCGCACUGCAAGCUGGGAUUGACAGCCACUCUCGUGAGAGAGGACGAGCUAAUUGCGGACCUCAACUUCCUGAUCGGUCCCAAGCUGUAUGAAGCAAACUGGCUGGACCUGGUGCGAGGGGGGUUCAUUGCCAACGUGCAAUGCGUGGAGGUGUGGUGCCCCAUGACUCGCGAGUUCUAUGCAGAGUACAUCCGAGCCGAUGCAAGAAAGCGCCAGGGUUUGUACGUGAUGAACCCCAACAAGUUCCGAGCAUGCGAGUACCUGAUUCGUUUUCACGAGGAGCAGAGGCGAGACAAGAUCAUUGUGUUUUCGGACAACCUGUUUGCUCUGGAGCAGUAUGCGCGGAAGCUCAACAAGCCCAUGAUCUACGGCCCUACCAGCCAUGCAGAGCGCACUCGAGUGCUCUAUGCCUUCAAGAACAGCCCCAACGUCAACACCGUCUUCCUCUCCAAGGUGGGGGACAACUCGAUUGACAUUCCAGAGGCCAACGUGAUCAUCCAGAUCUCAUCCCACGCGGGGUCAAGGAGGCAGGAGGCGCAGCGGCUGGGGCGCAUUCUGAGGGCCAAGGGGCGGAAGGAGGACCGGAUGGCGGGCGGCACGGAGCACUACAAUGCAUUCUUCUACUCGCUGGUCUCGACCGACACUCAGGAGAUGUAUUACUCGUCCAAGAGGCAACAAUUCCUCAUUGAUCAAGGUUACUCCUUCAAGGUGGUAACAUCGCUGCCCCCACCAGGGGAGGGGGACGACCUCUGCUACACGUCCAAGCAGGAGCAGCUUGAUCUGCUCUCCACGGUGUUGAGCGCAGGAGACGAAGCACUAAGGGAGGAGGUACUAGCGGAGGACUAUGACGACCUGAGCCACGUGCCCACCAUCGUGAGGCGCUCCGCUGCUUCCAUGAGCGCCAUGUCCGGCGCGCAGGGGCGGUCUUACAUGGAGUUCAGGCGUGCAGGGGCGGUCAUACUUGGAGUUCAGGUGGGGUGA